UAAGCCCUUUUCUGGUGUCCCCCGCCGUGAUAUUGCUGGAAUAUUACUAAAAGCGGCGUAAAACCAAACUCAGUCAGUCAGUCAGUCUGACCACACAGUAUUUUGAUAAUCAAAAGGAUCUAUAAGUGUCCUGUGUAAUCGAAACCAUAAAUCACGGACGUAAAGCACCACGUGAUUACAGUGAGAUAAUGCGAGCGUGACUACCGGUUCCAUUGAUUGCUGAUAAGACCCAAGUGGCACCGACACAGUGUGGAUAACAGCAGCAUUGCCUCACCGUGCUGCCGGCUGAUAGGAGCCCCAAACUCGGGAGACGCCCGCUGCCCUAGUGUCGCCAUGUGGUGGAGAGUGACCCCGAGAUAUUCUGAUCCUGUACUGUGUUUAAUCCUCUUGCUCCUGACCAGGGGUGACUCUGCAGAUACAUCCAGGUGUCGUCCAGACACGAACUGCACAGUCCAGGCGACACUCCCCUGUGCAGUUCGAUCUACACAGUUUUGCCCGAACCAGAUCCAGAUGUUCUCUCGACCCCCGGGACAGCUCGCGUGGCCAGGCAAACCACGUGACUUUGAGGUGAAGGCCGUGGAGAUACAGUGUGAUUUGGCGAUUGUGUCCGGUCUCUACUUCCGGUGGAAACCCCCACAAGACAGUAGUCUGCACCACAUGAAGGGGUUCAAGUUGACGGUGACGGCGCUGGACGGAAGAUGGAGGGGGGAGCUCCCCCAUAUGUCGACUGUUUGAUCUGAGGAACGCCUCCUGGUCUAUUCAUGACGUAGAUGUAAAUUUCACCUUCAGUUUGUAUCCACUUCCCAACAACACGCAAUAUUCCGUCAUCCUUGUCAGCCUGCCACAGCCGGAAGUACAACACCAACCCGAAAUGGGCUACCACGUGACUGUUUACAUUCCUCCAAUAGGCCCCGGCGACUGGCGGAGUUAUAUUCGUACCUCCGUGGACGAGAACAAGCUUACCGUCAAUUUCAGCCUGGCUCCCAGUCACUACAACUUCAUACAGUAUGACGUCAUACUGAGGGGAAUAAGUAACGACACAUCUACCCGGCACACCCUAAAGGUUGGGGGUAGAGUCAAGGCACGGGGCGGAUUUAAGCAGACAGUCUUCUACGAUGUCCCAGCGGGAAGGUAUAGAGUUGAGGUGAUGCCUGUGGGCGGAGCGUGUCAGUUCGACUGUUCCAUGACAGUGAAAGGUCCAAUCUUAGUGGAGCAACGUCAGCAACAAUCGGAACUGUCAGUGGACUGGACGCCACGCAUCAACGUCUCUGUUGACGCAAACAACAACGUCACAGCGACAUUUCACGCCGCCAACAACGGCGACAUCACCCAAUAUAACGUGAUACUCUCCGGCAUCAACACCACCAACAAGCGGCAGCACGUCCUGCAGCAGGACCACCACAAUGUUUUGAAAACAACGUUUCGGAACGUUUCUCCUGAGACUUACAGAAUUGGGCUGCAACCUGUGGGCGGACUGUGUGAGAUAGUCUGCAACAUUGUGUGGAGUAACAGCACCUUCACAGUGGCGCCUCGUGUACAGGCAGAGCGCAUGUCCAGCCGUUUGUCUGGUUCAUCCGAGUCUUCUAAUGACGUCAUCAAAACCGUUUUGGGGUCGGUGCUGGGGGUAUUUGCUGCGUUACUUCUGUUGCUGGUCUUCGCCUUCUCAGUGAGGAACAGAGGUCGAGGACCUUUUCGUGUUUGGAAAAGUGGAAGUAACUCACGUGACAGCCAAGAGCCAUUGACAGCAGCUAAAGGUAGCAAAGGCAAAGCUGGAGCGCAGUUACUUCCCCUUUAUCGGCGAAAGGUGUUUCUGUUGUACACGGAGGAUCACGAAGCCCAUCGUAAACUUGUAGGCACAUUCGCCCACUAUCUACAAACUUACUGUUUCUGUGACGUGUUGCACGUUGAUUGGUGUUUCAAUGAUCUCCGUUCCCUGGGGCCCGAAACAUGGAUCAAGAAGUGUAUACAGGAAGCAGAAGUGGUACUUGUCAUCCAUUCUAUCGGGACAGCCAAUCAAAUCCAAGCAUGGAGAAGGGGAUUGAAAAUAAACACAGAACACUCAGUGACGGGGCGACUUUUUUGAGGAUGCUUUGCCAUUGAUAUUUCAUAAUGGCUCCCUGACCAACAAGUGCAUAGGUCUCCAUUUUAGGAAUGGUAAAAAAAUAAAUAAUAAUCUGCAAGGACAGUCGCAUAUAUAUAGUUUAAUGGACCAAUUUAAAGACUUCGUUUAUGACGUCCAUAAACUGAUGUCACAUGAAUCGUCAUAUGAUCUUCCUACAGACGUGGACCAUUCCGGAACGGAAGAAGGGAGACAACUCUUACAAGCAAUUCGAAACGCUGAGUUAUAUGAAGAAGCCAAUGUACAAUGGACUGAAACUGUAUAUGAUCAAACGGAAGUGACAUGCUCUGAAGAUGUCACUCUGGCAUCGUCCGGAUAUGUUUCGCAGGAUAGGUAUGACUUUUUUAGAACCGGACGAGAUCACAGAGUUUGAAGGAGAUGGUAUUUCCAUCGGUAAAGAACUAAGAGACAUCAACGCUAUUUACCUGACGUAGCGAAAUGGAGGGAACAUUAAUAUAUAUUAUGGUCGGGUUGUAACGUCGUUUUUCUACGCUGCACGCUUUGACUUGAGUGUGUACGUGACAGUGCCUUGAGAAGUAUGUACUGACAGGUUGAAUUAUCAUUGAAUCACGUUAUACCUAUCUCGGGAUGUACGACUCCGCUGCAUGUUAAGUGUGCUCUCGGAAAAGCCGGAAUAUUAUUGCAGAGGGACGGACAGACAGAGGGACGGACAGACGCGAGCGACAUCUUAUCUGAUCUUGUCUCUGUGUUUCAAGCCGUGAAGGGACUCUUCUCUUUUGCACCUGUGGGUGUGAAGCCCAUGUAAGACUCCUGGUAUUAAACAUAUGUCUGAGAUGGAA
Molecule: messenger RNA, 2919 nt
Organism: Haliotis rubra (blacklip abalone)
Lineage: Eukaryota; Metazoa; Mollusca; Gastropoda; Lepetellida; Haliotidae
Exons: 15
Coding region: 872-2083 (403 amino acids)
Molecular function (GO): interleukin-17 receptor activity
Source: RefSeq, a predicted model, not a curated record